Molecule: messenger RNA, 1599 nt
Organism: Cotesia congregata
Lineage: Eukaryota; Metazoa; Arthropoda; Insecta; Hymenoptera; Braconidae
Source: the annotation of a GenBank genome assembly
AUGGUAGAAAGCGUUGGAACUGUCAGUGAUUGUCAUAAAAUUGGAGAUCGUAUUGACUGUGAUGGUCAUCCAGGAACUGUUUGUUACAUUGGCCCGGUUAUUGAUACCAAUGGUUUGUGGUUAGGAAUUGAUUGGGAUGAUCCGGCACGUGGGAAGCACAAUGGCACUUAUCAUGACGUUGAAUAUUUUAAGACCAUAUUACCAACAUCUGGGUCCUUUGUACGACCCGGUAAGGUAAAGACAGGAAUAUCUUGUCUAGAUGCCAUUCGACAGCGCUAUGGGCUCGUCGACGAUGAGCUAGCAGGUGUAGAUCGUGAUAAACUGUUCAUCUUAAAAAGAGAAAUCCAUGCUCCGUUUCUGGAAAUGGUAGGAUUCUCCAAAGUUAACAAGAAGCAAAGUGCAUUUGAUCAAUUAAAAGUUGUUUGGUUAAGAGAUCAAUUAGUGUCUAGUGCUGGAGUUCCUGGAGAACUUCUAGAGCUUUGUCCCAAUGUGCGUGAAUUAGAUAUAUCAAAAAAUUUAAUAAAUUCCUGGAGGAUUGUGGCUGAUAUUUGUAUACAAUUAAAGAAGCUUGAACGUCUUGACGUUAGUGAAAAUUUAUUACCUACCAAGAUUGAUGUGGAUUUAAAUGCGUUUGCUAAUGUUAAUCAAUUGGUGAUGACACGAAUGAAUUACGACUGGUCGGACAUCGAGUGGUGUUCUUCAUUGUUUCCUGCGCUUAGAGUUCUUUAUGUACCUUUUAAUAGUGCUAGGGUGCUCAGAGAGCCUUUGGAAAAUUCUAGCCUCACUCAACUGGUUGAUUUGUCGCUAGAGGGGAAUAAUUUGAGUGACUGGGACGAAGUUUUGAAGUUGGGUAAUUUAUUGAGUUUGGAAAAUUUGAAUUUAAACUCUAAUAAAAUCGAGCGAGUAAAAUUCUUUUGUGAUGAUGGUGAAGAGAAGACUAAAUCGUUCCCUAAGCUACGGCAAUUACACUUGUCGAAGAAUUGUAUCACUGAGUGGCGAUCUAUUAGCGAAUUAGAAAAGCUGAAUAAUCUUGAAGACUUGAAGCUGCGUGACAAUCCUGUGUUUGAUAAUGAAAAGCUCACUACAACUCGUGAUUUAAUAAUAGCAAGAAUUUCAAAAUUAAAAUUGUUGAAUGGAGAAGAAAUAAUUCGAGAAGAAAGAAAUGGAGCUGAAUAUGUUUACUUAAAGACAUUCGAUGAAGAAUGGAAAAACAUUGCUGAUAGUGAUGAAUGUCAGAAGAAAGAAUUUAUAGAAAAUCACCCGAGAUAUUUAUCUUUAAUUAAAAAGUGUGGAAUUACUGAAUUUCCCAGCAGUACGAAGUUUAGUACCGAAAUGAAGUCAGAUGUGAUAACAGUUGAGUUUGUUAGCAGCAACGUGGAGUCAAAAGUUCAAAAUGUCAAGAGAAAAAUUAUGAAAGAUAUGAAUGUACAAAAAGUAAUGGGCUUAGUUCAAAGAAUAUUUAAAAUAAGUGGUAAAAUACCGACGCUUUUGCUUAUUCCAUCAAAUAGACCAAACGAUGAAAUUCCCCUUGAUAAAUUUCUGCAAGAGUUAAGCUACUAUUCCAUUCAAGACGGUGAUAAAAUAAUUGUUCACUGGUGA